Messenger RNA from Stegastes partitus (bicolor damselfish), 1003 nucleotides. It is a transcript of the gene tcf15, whose product is annotated as transcription factor 15. The coding region runs from base 179 to 718 and encodes 179 amino acids. The record is from RefSeq and is a predicted model, not a curated record. The transcript has 2 exons. Lineage: Eukaryota; Metazoa; Chordata; Actinopteri; Pomacentridae. Gene Ontology annotation, biological process: developmental process; regulation of transcription by RNA polymerase II. Gene Ontology annotation, molecular function: DNA-binding transcription factor activity, RNA polymerase II-specific; RNA polymerase II transcription regulatory region sequence-specific DNA binding; protein dimerization activity.
GGUCCAUCCUGAACCAGGCCAACAAGUCGGCCAGCUUUAUUAAAAAAAAAACUCCUUUUCGCAGGAGGUGGUUGCUGCAGACUGUGCGUAAUACUGAGAUGCAGGGAAAGUCCCCGAGUUUGUUUUGAGACUGACUGCGCAGCGGAUCUGCAGCCGGGACCAGUGGUAACUUUGAAGGAUGACUUUUGCCAUGCUGCGGCCUGUGGCGACGCACUUAAUCUAUUCGGACUUCACUGUCACGUCCGAGGACGAUGAAAACCGCAGCGAGAGCGACGGCAGCUCGGAGCAAAGUUACUGUGGCUCCACGGAGAAACGAAGACGGAUUUCGCGCAAUCUGGAGGGAGACACCGCGGUGGUCAUAAAGCAGAGGAGCGCAGCUAACGCCAGGGAGAGAGGCAGGACCCAGAGCGUCAACACCGCAUUCACAGCCCUUCGGACUCUCAUACCCACCGAGCCAGUGGACAGAAAGCUGUCCAAGAUCGAAACUCUUCGACUGGCAUCCAGCUACAUUUCCCAUCUGGCCAACGUGCUUCUCAUUGGAGACGGUGGCGCAGACGGACAGCCGUGCCUCGGCGCGGUCCAUGCGCAAGGAGAGAGCGGAGGGAAGCAGCCGAGGACCAUCUGCACAUUCUGUUUGAGCAACCAGAGGAAAGGGAUAAAGGAUGGAAAAGACUGUUUGAAAAUGCGAGGGCUGGGUCCGCUGCGAAUGAGACGCUGACUGCAGACCAGUGGAUGAUUAGCAACCUGAAAAUCCUCAAAGACUUUCUCAGGGAAGAGCCAAAGCUGGUUUUGCAAAGCACACACACGUGUACAUGUACACACGCUGGAUCAAAUGAUGGAACCAAAGAAGAGACUAUUUAUACUUGAUGGAGAAAUUUAAUCCAUAAGCCUUUCAAAGAUGCAGUGCAUUUGUUUGAAACUUAUGACUUUUUGUCCUUUUUUUUGUGAAGUAAAAGUUUUAAAUAAAAUAUAUUUUUAUCAAAAUAAAAGCCAUUUUCACUCU